AUGAAAACGUAAGCCAUCACUCUUUUUCCCCUAAAAAUUUCAACUUUCAGCCCAUCUUUUCUAAAAAAGCGAAAAGUUCAAUAUGCGAUUCUAAUAACUGGAUUUCUUCUAACUCUCUCACUUUUUAUCGCAAUUUUAAUUGGUAGUGUUGGAGAUUUCAUAAAUCAUGAUAAUUUUAAACCAAUUUGUGAAACUGAAAAAUGUUUUGAAUUGGGAAAUCGAAUGGCAUUAUUAAUGGAUAAUUCAACUGAUCCAUGCAUUGAUUUUUAUAAAUUUAGCUGUGGAAAUUUUGAAAAAAAUGUGGAUCCUUCUGAAAAUUAUGGCACAGAAAUAUAUAACAAUCUAUUUAUUGAUCGAAAAAAUUUUACAAAAUAUUUGAAUUUCUCCACUUUUCAACCAAAAACAACUCCACAAAGAAUUGCGGCGGUUUUAUGGAAUAAAUGUGUGGAAACUAAAAGUGUUGAAAUUUAUGAGACUGAUAUUUGGAAAAAAUUGGAUUUGACUGAUAUUUUAUUGGAAAUGGCAAAAGUUUCGAUUGCGAAAACACAGUUUUUGAAAAACGAUAUUAUGGCGCUGGCUUUUCCCAAUGAACAAUUUAAAUUGUAUUUGAAAAUUGGAAGUGGAAUUGAGAAGGUAAGAGGAGCAAAAUUUGGGUCCAUCUUCAAAAAAUGUGGAAUUUUUACAGCGGAAUAGUUAGGCUAAAUUUCUAGAUAAAAAUCUGUUUUUUUUGCAGGAUUUCAAAACUGAAUACACGGCCUUUUACAACGCAAUUCAAGUUGAAGAAACUGAAAAAAGAGCAAAAUCCAAUGAUAAUUCAAUAUUUCCAUUCAAUUUUCUCAACAUCAAAAAAUAUAUGCUCAAAUUGCUCCCAAAUUAUUCACGCACAAAUACAAAUUGGGAAUUGAUAUAUUUUGUGAAUCAAUUAACAGCUCUUCAACAAAUUGUUAAUUCUAAAGGAGUUGCAGCAAUUCGAGAUGUUCUCAAAAAAUAUUAUGAUGAAAAACUCUCAAGUUAUGUUGUGGAAAAUAAAUUCAGUGGGAAAGAUAGGGAGGAAAAAUGUUUUAAAGUUGUUGAGAAAAUGUUUCCCGGAACUUUGGCCAUGAUUUUUGUGGAACAAUUUGUGCCAAAAGAGAAUUUGAAAAGAGCAAAUGAGAUUUUGGAUGAAGUGAAAAAUGUGUUUAAUGAAAUGAUUGAUGAAAAUAAUUGGAUGGAACAAGAAUUGAAAAAUAGAUUGAAAAAAGAAGCGAAUUUGAUAAAAUCAUCAAUUGGAAUACCGGAUGAAUAUAAAAAUAUGAAAAAUAUUGAGAAAAUGUAUGAAAAUAUUGAAAAAUCGAAGAAAGCAAAAGAUCAAACAUAUUUAGAACUUGUGAGAAAUUUAUUGAAAAUGAAUUCGGAAGAAACAUUUUUGAGAGUUGCCAGGAAAGAACAAAUCACUUAUGCGGGUCAACCUUUGCAUUUUUCGGCUAAUUAUUUUGGAGGAUCUCAUAGAGCUUGUGAGUUUUUAGAAUUGAUAGUAACUUCAGAACGCGAAAGCUUGACCAACAAAAAUUCGAUGAAUUUUGAGCCCUUUUUUAUCUAAAAGUUCUGAUCUACAGUACCCCUGAAAAAGGGUCGCAAAAAAUCCUGUAAAUCUUCAGCUACAGUAAAUCUAGAACUACCAUAAGAAUCCUCUACAGUAAUCCUCAAACUUCACCGCUCCGCCCAAAAAAAUCAAUAUUUCUAGCAAUGGCUCCAAUAUUUCUCAACUAUCCAUAUAUCGAUUUUGAUCUACCAAAUUGGAAUAUUUACGCAUCAUUUGCAUUUGUUCUUUCACACGAAGUUGGCCAUGCAUUUGAUGCACAUGCUUUCAAAUUAGAUCAAGAUUAUAAUAAAUAUCCGAUAAGUCCAAAAACUGAACAAGAAUUCAAAAAACGUGUUGAUUGUUUGAUUGAAAAAUAUAACAAAUUCAAAUUUUCGGAUGGAACAUUUUCAAAUGGAAAUCGAACGAAACAAGAAGAUACAGCUGAUAAAAUUGGAUUUGAAUUAGUUUCGAGAUUAUUUCGGAAAUUAUUGGAUGAGAAAAGACAACAAAGAUUACCGGUUAUUGAUCAAUAUACUGUGCAACAACAAUUUUAUCAGAGAUUGGCUUAUGUGGGUUUUUUUUAGAAGAAAGGGAGGGGUCCUUUCAAGGAGCCACGGCUUGUGAGCUAAUCUGACAAGCGAUCAUGCCUUUGCGGUCUCUGCGCCAAGGAUCAGCACCUUGAGAACCAUAUUAUCAGAUUUAUAGCUAGAUCCCAACUGUUUCCAGGAUUGGUGUAGUAAAGAAACUGUUGGAACAGAACUUGCACAGUAUAAAAACGAUGUUCAUAGUCUUGGAGAAUUUCGAGUUAAUGGAAUUAUGUCAAAUUCAGAUGGAUUUUCAGAAGCUUUUGGAUGUAAGAAAAAUACACCGAUGAAUCCAGAAAAUAAAUGCCAAUUGUAUUAG
Caenorhabditis angaria is the source of this 2464-nucleotide messenger RNA. The record is from the annotation of a GenBank genome assembly. Lineage: Eukaryota; Metazoa; Nematoda; Chromadorea; Rhabditida; Rhabditidae.